UACUUUCUCCUCGCUAGUCCAGUCAAUUAUGGAUUAAUGAUUCGUGGGGGGAUUCACUUUUCUUUGAAAGCGAGGGACUUCUCACCCCUCUGUCACGGCACCAAACAAUGAAUUCGGGAAAGCGAAAAGAGAAAGGAGGAAUACUUAUCAUUUAAAUAGACAAAGGGUGAGAUUAGGAUUCAUAAUUGAAAAAAAGCCAUCGAAUUCCAGGCCCGGUUAAUUCUGCUCAUUCCAGUUUAAAAUAUGGGUGGCUUUUCCUGUAUUUUGCUCUUCAUCAUUGCUUCUCUCUGUUUUGGGAUUGAUGGAGGAGUCACAAACAGUAAAGAUGUGUCGACGAUGACCCUGCUGAAACUGCAAUGGAGAAAUUCGUCACAGCUGAGAUGGGAAGGCGUAGAUCCUUGCGCUUCAAAUUGGGUUGGGGUUACUUGCUCCGGUUCUCGAGUCAUAUAUCUGCAUCUAACUUCAAUGGGUCUAAAAGGAGAACUGCCACCUGAAAUUGGAAGCCUUACUGCUCUUCAAAGUCUAGAUUUAUCGUACAACACAGGCUUGACUGGACAAAUUCCGUCAAGUCUAGGAAACUUGGGCAGACUUUUCGAGCUGUUGUUAAUUGGGUGCAGUUUAAGUGGGCGCAUUCCAGCUGAACUUGGCAACCUGCAAAGGCUUAAAACUCUGGAUCUGAAUACCAACAAAUUAGGUGGAACUAUUCCUGCGGAAUUGGGCAACCUUAGCAGACUUUACUGGUUCGACAUUUCCAGCAAUAACAUUCGCGGAACACUUCCAGUCGAGCUUGGGAAGCUUGGAAAAGCCGCUCACUUCCACUUCAAUAAAAACCAACUGCAAGGCCCCAUUCCGCCUGAAAUUUUCCACGAAAAAAUGUCCAUCAUACAUGUGCUGUUUGAUCAAAAUAAUUUCAGUGGAAUGAUACCCUCAACACUGGGUCUUGUUAAGACCAUACAAAUUCUGAAAUUUGAUCGAAACCAUUUGGAAGGUGGAAUACCGUCAAACAUUAGCUCCUUGGAAAACCUAUCUGACAUGCGUCUUUCAAACAAUGAACUGAAGGGUCAAAUACCUGAUUUAUCCGUGCUGAGCAACCUACAGUACUUGGACCUGAGCAACAAUUCAUUUGACGCGUCCCCUGUUCCUCAAUGGAUUUCUUCAUUGACCUUGUUAACUACAAUUGCCAUAGAAAAUGGAAAAUUGAAUGGAUCGUUACCUUCUAGCGUUUUAAAAUUACCACAGCUGGAGACAUUGAGGAUGGCGGGAAAUUUCAUCAAUGGAGUUGUGGACCUUAGCGGCUUAACAGGACAGACACUGCAACUAGUAGAUUUAGAGUAUAACAACAUCACAAGCUUUAACCCGCUAAACACUCCCAUGGACGUCAAUUUCUUCGGUAACCCGGUCUGUGCUGACGGAUCACAACAAUUAAAGUUGAAAGCUUGUCAUCCAGAAAAGGCAGCAAUUGGCACUCCCUACACAACUGUUACAAAAGAUUGUGGGGAAGCUACGAAAUGUGGAGAGAAUCUGAAAAUCGAUCCUGUUGAUUGUGAAUGUGCAAUGCCCUUUGAAGGGUAUCUGAUAUUCAGAGCUCCUUCCUUUGCAACUCUGAACAUUAUUUCCAGAUUCCAAAAACUAGAGAAAUCCUUAAUGAACCUCACAAACUUGGUGGGCUUGACAAACUCAUCGGUAUACAUUUUUUGCUGCAUGUCUUUUAACAUGGAUGACUCUCUCAAAAUACCCAUACGGAUUUUUCCACCGGUUCGAAUGAAGUAUUUUGGGCAAGCAUAUGUUGUAAAUCUGAUUUACAGUUUAAGCAAUCAGUCUUACAACCCACCGACUGAAUUCGGACCCUAUUAUUUCAUACCGACUUCAUACACCCACCCUGAUCCUUCCAAAGGCUCAAGUAAAGUGCCAGUUAUUGGUAUAGCAAUUGGUGUGCCAUUGGCAGUCCUUGCCAUUCUUGGCAUGGGGAUCUAUAUAAUCAUAUUAAAAAGGAAAGCAAAAAGGGCAGCUAAAAAUAGCAGACCAUUUGGUUCCUGGGGAUUUGCAAGCGGCGAAUGUAACGGAGAUGCCCCCAAACUGAAAGGAGCAAGGUGGUUUACAUUCGAGGAACUCAAACAGGCAACAAACAAUUUCUCCACUGAGAAUGAAAUUGGAGCUGGAGGUUAUGGCAAGGUGUACAAAGGGAUCCUGGCGGAGAGUAGACAAAUGGUGGCUGUGAAGAGAGCAAAGGCAGAGUCUUUGCAGGGGGGAGGGGAAUUCAAGACCGAAAUAGAACUGCUGUCGCGUGUUCAUCACAAGAAUCUGGUGGGACUCAUCGGAUUUUGUUCUGAAGAAGGGGAACAUAUGCUUGUCUACGAAUUCAUGCCAAAUGCCUCACUCAGGGACAAUCUCUCUGGCAGAACAGGGAUAACCCUUGAUUGGAGAAGAAGAAUUCAAAUUGCUUUGGGGGCAGCUAGAGGACUAACGUACCUCCACGAUCAUGCAAACCCUGCAAUAAUUCACAGAGACGUGAAAUCCAGCAACAUCCUGCUUGAUGAAAACCUGAAUCCCAAGGUAGCAGAUUUCGGGCUUUCGAAACUCAUAGCAGACACAGGCGGCAGGGGCCAUAUCACAAGCCAAGUCAAGGGAACAAUGGGGUACCUGGACCCAGAGUAUUAUAUGACACAUCAACUAACUCAGAAGAGCGACGUGUACAGUUUCGGUGUAGUACUGCUAGAAAUGUUAAGUGCGAGGCAACCCAUAGAGCGAGGUAAAUAUCUGGUUAGAGAAGUGAAGAGUGCUAGUGAAAGAGGAGGGAGAGAUAUUCUUGCAGAGCUGCAGCUGUUGGAUCCAGUUCUCAGAAACUCUCCCAUCUCUCCCUCUGUUUUGGAUUGCUUUGUAAAGUUAGCAGUGAGUUGUUGUGAAGACGAGGGUGCAUGUCGACCGAAAAUGAGUGAAGUGGUGAAGGAGCUUGAGUCCAUGGCGGACAAGUGUGGAGGUAAUGAUAUAGAGCGUGAGAGAGAGAUGGAAGAUGGGGAGGCUACAUUUAGAAAGCUCGGGUUUCAUCGUUUGGCUAACUCUGCGUCAGCUUCAUUUGAUUACAGUGGUAGUGGUGGACAUAUUGUGCCUCCAAUCGUAGAACCCAAGUAAUCUUGGAGCUUGUGUUGGCACAACUGCAUCUUUGCAUAAAUUUGUGGAUACAACUGCAUCAAUGUCUUUUUCCUAUUCAAGUUAAUGGUAACAAUGUGUAGAUGUUAAAGAUGAAGAUAGAAGAUUUAUUAAUUGAUAGAGGACUAUGUAAUGAUGUCAAUGAGAAAGUUUAAAGGCAUUAAAAUGCUAUUUUAUAAAUUUA
Molecule: messenger RNA, 3331 nt
Organism: Cryptomeria japonica (Japanese cedar)
Lineage: Eukaryota; Viridiplantae; Streptophyta; Pinopsida; Cupressales; Cupressaceae
Product: leucine-rich repeat receptor protein kinase HPCA1
Exons: 21
Coding region: 244-3129 (961 amino acids)
Biological process (GO): protein phosphorylation
Molecular function (GO): ATP binding; protein binding; protein kinase activity
Source: RefSeq, a predicted model, not a curated record